This is a messenger RNA of Toxorhynchites rutilus septentrionalis, 456 nucleotides long. RefSeq lists its product as uncharacterized. NCBI's taxonomy places the organism in Eukaryota, Metazoa, Arthropoda, Insecta, Diptera, Culicidae. Bases 1 to 456 code for a protein of 151 amino acids. The record is from RefSeq and is a predicted model, not a curated record. The transcript has a single exon.
AUGGUAGCUAGUACAGAACGUGGUAGCCCGUCUGGUGUUGGUGCUACGAUUGUGAUAGAUGUGGAUACUUUUGAAGUAGUCGACAAAUUUAUCUACCUGGGUACAUUAGUGACAUGUGACAACGAGGUGAGCCAUGAGAUUAAGAGACGGAUAGCGGAUGCAAACAGGGCGUUCUACGGAUUGCGUAAACAGCUGACGUCCCGCAGAUUGCAAAUCCACACAAAACUUGCGAUCUAUAAGACAUUGAUUCUCCCAGUGGCUCUCUAUGGCCAUGCCGCAUGGACACUAAUAGAGGCUGACAGGCGAGCUCUUGGUGUCUUUGAGCGUAGAGUCUUACGGUUCAUCAUCGGCGGCAAACUUGAACAUGGGCGCAGGCCUAUGAAUCAUGAGGUAUACCAGACGUACAAAUCGGCGGAUAUAGUCAACACGGCAGGCUACAGUGGGCUGGGCAUGUAG